GAGUUCAAUACAAGCAGGAAAUUAAAGCAAUGGUGACCAAGGGACGGAUAAGAUUCCCAAGUAUCCUUGACGUUAGUAGAAAACACUCGGCUUCCCAAUAUAUUUGACAUGGGGCCUCAAAUAUAUUUUGAAUAUUAUUUGAAUAUUAAAGAGAAGGCUAACUGGAGCCGCCCAGGCGUAGAUAUCUAAAUAGAGUGUUCAAGUAAACAAAUGCGGCUGAAGUAAGGGGUGAGCUAUUUCCGGUUCGUGGCCUCCUUGUCUCAAUGACAAUGAGGUAAUCUCCUGAGGAUGCUGAGAAAAUCUAAUGGAGCGUGAGGAAACUUUGUUAUAGCAGCUUGGGAAUCCCCUGUAACAAUCUGUUUCCUCGUGUGAACUGCUUGAGAGCAGGCACCGUCUUAAACCUUUUUUGUAUCCUCAGUGCAUUUGUAGGAGCUCAAUAAAAGAUAGAAUAAAUGAAUAAAUAGAGGAGGACGAGGCAGCGAGCCUGAGGAGGCUAAGGAGGCGGUGCAAUUCCAGAGCCCAGCUCGGAGGCAGUGACCCCCAACCCGCACCUAAAAUGAUCACGCCGCGCGGCCAAGAAAAAGAACGGCGCCCAUAUUUAGCCUCGUCCAAAGUCCUGCGCCUUUAGGGGGCGAGGCUAGAGGGCAUAUUCCGCCUCUGCCCGCCAACUGACCAAUCACGCCUUCAAAGGGGCGGGGAUUUCAGUCUGUCUCCGCCCCUCCCUCUGGAAAGUAAAUAUGUUUGGGCGCCGUUCAAACAGACCAAUGAGUGCUCGACGUCCCUGCGGUUGGCCCUCACCGAUUGGCCGGAGUUCUUCGUCACUCCCUCCCUGUCACGGUUCUUGCCCCACCCCUUCGCACACAAGAUGGCGGCGCCCAGCGGAGUAGAGGCUGCGCCUGGGGUUUGCUGAGGCUGACUCCCUUUCCCAGUCCCCCUUUGGGCGCAAAGCGCCGCGAGCCCGGGGGACGGGGGCCGGGCGGGGACAGGGGCACCUGCGUAGCUGGACUGCGAGCCCGCGCCCAGCCUGCGCCGCCCCCACCCGGCCCCGGCCCGGCCUGAUCCCAUCCGUUCCCGGUCUCCGCUCGGUCUGAGCCAUUGCCCGACCGUGGUACGCCACCCCCGGGCCUCCAAAGCUGAAGUCUCUCCUCCAUCCCGGGCUCACCUCCACUCUAGAGAUGUUUGGCCUCUUCCCUUCCAAACAGCCCGCCUUCAAAACCGGGACUUCUGGAUCGGCAUCUGGCCCCCUGUCCCUCCACUGAGACUCCACUUCCCUCUGACCCACUUCUUCCUUAGAUUCUUGAUUCUCUCCCUGGGUUGGAGACUGCUCACUUCUCGUCCAAAUUAAUCACUGACCCCCCAAAUAUUGACAGCCUUGACAGCCCCCUCAACCAGGAGCGAGACUUCCUUUUGGACUAACCUCCGUAGCCCUAUCAUGGAGGCUGUGUACCUUGUAGUGAAUGGGGUGGGCCUGGUGCUGGACGUGCUGACCUUGGUGUUGGACCUCAACUUCCUGCUGGUGUCCUCCCUCCUGGCUUCCCUGGCCUGGCUCCUGGCCUUCAUCUACAACCUGCCACACACGGUACUGACUAGUCUUCUGCACUUGGGCCGCGGAGUCGUGCUUUCACUGCUGGCCUUGAUUGAAGCCUUGGUACGGUUCACCUUUGGGGGCUUGCAGGCCUUGUGUACCCUGCUAUACAGCUGUUGCUCUGGCCUGGAGAGCCUAAAGCUCCUGGGGCACCUGGCCUCUCACGGGGCACUGAGGAGCCGGGAGAUACUGCACCGGGGUGUCCUCAAUGUGGUCUCCAAUGGCCAUGCUUUGCUGCGCCAGGCCUGUGACAUCUGUACCAUCGCUAUGAGCUUGGUGGCCUACGUGAUCAACAGCUUGGUCAACAUCUGUCUCAUUGGCACUCAGAACCUCUUCUCCCUGGUGCUGGCCCUGUGGGAUGCGGUGAUGGGGCCGCUGUGGAGGAUGACAGACGUUAUGGCUGCCUUCCUAGCCCACAUUUCCAGCAGUGCUGUGGCCAUGGCCAUCCUCCUCUGGACCCCCUGCCAACUAGCACUGGAGCUCCUGGCCUCAGCUGCCCGCCUCUUGGCCAGCUUUGUGCUUGUCAAUCUCACUGGCCUGGUGCUGUUGGCUUGCGUGCUGGCAGUGACAGUGACUGUGUUGCACCCGGACCUCACCCUGAGGCUCGCCACCCAGGCACUCAGUCAGCUCCAUGCCCGGCCAUCCUACCACCGGCUCCGAGAGGAUGUUGUGCGAUUGUCUCGCCUAGCACUGGGCUCAGAGGCCUGGCGCCGAGUCUGGAGCCGCAGCCUGCAGCUGGCGAGCUGGCCAAAUCGGGGAGGGGCACCUGGGGCUCCUCACAGUGGCCCUAGGAGGGUACCCUCAGCUACGACCUGGCGACAGGACAUUCUUCCUGAAGCAGGGCCCAGAUCAGUGGCAGAAGAGGAGGAAGUCAGGAUGGCCAGAGCAGCAGCUGCCCGGGGCCGGGAGAGGCUCAAUGAGGAGAUGCCCAUAGCUGGGCAAGACCCAUGGAAAUUGCUGAAGGAGCAAGAGGAGCGGAAGAAGUGCGUCAUCUGCCAGGACCAGAGCAAGACGGUGCUGCUUCUGCCCUGUCGGCACCUGUGCCUGUGCCAGGCCUGCACUGAAAUCCUGAUGCGCCACCCUGUCUAUCACCGCAACUGCCCACUGUGCCGCCGGGGCAUUCUGCAGACCCUCAAUGUCUACCUCUGAAGACUCCGUCUCUGCCUGCUCAGCCCUCUACGCUCUACGCAGCCGCCUGCGCUAGGACAGCAUCAGCACCUGAUCUCCGAUUCCUGGCCUGAAUCCCCACCUGCCCCCAUGGCUGUCAUGCCAAGCCUCUAAGCCAUACAUCCAGGACAUUGAGAUGGGAUACUCUAGGAGACUAUGACCUGGGUGGGGGCAGGGUAAUAGCUUUUCCUUACCCAGUGGGUCCCUGUGAUGCUGAGGGUGGUGAGUGUGUCACUAUGCAAGGCCCUGAGACUGUUUUCUGUGGACUCCCCUCCAGCUUUCCAGGGCCCACCCAGAUGCCAGCCUCUGGAGCCCCUGUUCUUUGCUUCUGUUUUUUUUUUGUUGUUGUUGGAGAUUUGCAGUUUCUCUCCCUGCCCCCUCCUCACUUCUUCCCCAGCUUCUGCAGCCACAACACAUUAGUGUCAUUUGGGUGUUUUGGCAACUCAAGGGCCUUGGAAUGCUCUUGAACCUUUGCUUUCAGCUAGAGCCCCUGUGCCCUGGGAGGCUUUGGGGUAGGAUCUCUUAGGUGCCCUUAGAGCUACCACUACUGCCUGUCAUGAUCUUAUGAGGCUCCCUCCAACCUGACUCAACUGCUGGGAUCAGUUUACCCCUGGGUGGGAGGGAGGGACGGUCUGCACCUGCCUUUGGGACCAUGUACCCUCUGGCACCCCAGCUCCACUGGGACCCUCAGGAGGGAUAACCAGGUUUCUGCUUGUACCCCCUUCACUCCUCACAUCACAGAGGAAAAUGGCAUUCCCUUUCCACUUGUCUCUCCCUGGCAUGGGGAGGGCAGACUGUGCACAUUUCACUAGGGUCCAAAUACAGAAGGGGCCAGGACCUUGGGGCAUGCAGCUUGCCGAGGGGUCUGUCUGUCCCAGCUUCCAGUGAAUAAAGUCCUGUUGCCAGCUCU
Messenger RNA from Equus caballus (horse), 3662 nucleotides. It is a transcript of the gene RNF26, whose product is annotated as ring finger protein 26. Gene Ontology annotation, molecular function: ubiquitin protein ligase activity. The record is from RefSeq and is a predicted model, not a curated record. NCBI's taxonomy places the organism in Eukaryota, Metazoa, Chordata, Mammalia, Perissodactyla, Equidae. Gene Ontology annotation, biological process: ubiquitin-dependent protein catabolic process; protein ubiquitination.